AUGCCUAUUACCAAGACAGAUACCCUGCCGUCGUCGGCGACGCAGCUGAACUUGCCCAACGAUACCGGCGCAAAGACGUUCAUCGCUUUUGUAUCUUCAAAAGACCCAGUGACCGGACUACCAUGGUGCCCGGACGUGCGCGCUGCACUUCCAUUCAUCAACGCUGCAUUUGAGAGUGACAGCGCACCAAGCUUAGCCGUUGUGGAAGUCGGGCAGAAAGAAGUGUGGAGGCAUCCUCAAAACGAGUAUCGGGUCAACUGGAAUGUUACUGCUAUACCGGCGCUGGUUCGCUAUGAGCGGGUUAACGGUCAUGUAUCGGAGACGGGAAGGCUGGUUGAGGGGCAGAUCCUGGAUAAGGAUGGCCUUGCUAAGUUUAUUUCCUAA
Penicillium macrosclerotiorum is the source of this 384-nucleotide messenger RNA. RefSeq lists its product as uncharacterized. The record is from RefSeq and is a predicted model, not a curated record. NCBI's taxonomy places the organism in Eukaryota, Fungi, Ascomycota, Eurotiomycetes, Eurotiales, Aspergillaceae. Bases 1 to 384 code for a protein of 127 amino acids. The transcript has 2 exons. Gene Ontology annotation, cellular component: cytosol. Gene Ontology annotation, molecular function: protein-disulfide reductase [NAD(P)H] activity.